UGACUACCGACGCAGCAGCAGCAGCAGCUAAUCUCCCGAGCUACCCCUUCCGGCCCCGCGUCCAUACUCCCACCUGCUAAUAUAUGCAGCCCAGAGAUCCAGAAAAAAGAGUACAAGUGUACAGCCCCAUCCAUAAACUCAUAUCCUUCCAUCACCGGGCAUCACGUGAACCCUAGCUAGCUCUUGCAUACUCAAGUUACGUAGCUACUUCGUUUCCAGAUCAUCACCGUAGCUUGGCAUGGGCGGUGCUCGUGCUCUGGCGUGCUUCUUCUGCGUCUCGGUCGCACGGCGGGGGCGCACGGCGAGGCUGGUGCUGUGGGGCGGCGAGGCCCGGGCGGCCAAGCAUGGGACGCAGGCGGGGCAGGUGAUGCUCGACUUCGCGGGGACCGUCGUGUGCCUCGCCGACGGGUUCUACAUCGGCCGGCCCGCGCCGGUGCUGGCCAUCGAGGACCGCCUCGUCACGGGGGCCACCUACCUCGUGCUCCCCGUCGACCGCCUGCCACAGGGCUACGACGCCGUCACCGCGGCGUCCCUGGCCGCGCUCUCCUACGACAAGGCCAGCCCGGCGGGGUCCAUUACGGGGGGACCCAAGAGCCCGUUCGAGUACGUCAAGGGCGACGACGGCCGGAGGGUGAUCAAGGUCACCCCGGAGUUCCUCGUGAAGGCUAUCACCGCGAGACCGGGCUGCGGCGGCGGCGGCGGGAGCGGGGCCGAGGUCGACGGAGAGGGCGCGUGCGGCGGGGCGCUGUGCAGCACGCCGGAGCUGAGGAAGCACUACGAGCAGCUGGUGGGAUCCGGGAGGGGGAGGGCAUGGUCGCCGCGGCUGGACACUAUCAAGGAGCGCAAGGGGAGGACGCUCGUGGCGGCGGUGAGCCCCGGAAGGCUGUCGCCGGUGGCAGUCAGGCUGUUAGGGCUGGGCAAAGGAGAAUUCAGGUAGCCAAAGGCUACCAAGGUUCAGUGGCGUGUUAACAUUUACCAGCUCCUUGCUUGUUUCGUUUUGUUUGACGGGAUCAAGCAAUUGAUAGUUGAUUUGUACAAAUUGAGCGAUUGACUCUGGAUAUGUUAUCGUCAUGACCAAAGAAGAAUUUGGUAUAGCUAGGCGUUCUAUCGACAAAUCGUGUAUUCUAGUAUUGCUUGACUUGAUUUUGUUGACGAAAUUGUACAUACAUCAAUUUUCAUUUUAUUAAGUAAAUGUGUCAUUACGGCA
Triticum dicoccoides is the source of this 1207-nucleotide messenger RNA. RefSeq lists its product as uncharacterized. The transcript has a single exon. NCBI's taxonomy places the organism in Eukaryota, Viridiplantae, Streptophyta, Magnoliopsida, Poales, Poaceae. The record is from RefSeq and is a predicted model, not a curated record. Bases 239 to 937 code for a protein of 232 amino acids.